GGAACUUCCGGGGACGCUAGGCGCGUGUUCAUGUUUCUUGCAGUCAUAACCGGUUUCUAAGCACUGCUGCUGAUUUCCAGUCUGCUAACCAUGUCUACCCAGGAGGUGCGCCUGAACCACACCAUUUACAUCAACAACCUGAAUGAGAAAAUCAAAAAAGAUGAACUCAAGAAGUCACUUUAUGCCAUUUUCUCCCAGUUUGGCCAGAUCCUGGACAUCCUGGUAUCUCGGACACUUAAAAUGAGGGGUCAGGCCUUUGUCAUCUUCAAAGAGGUCAAUAGUGCCUCCAACGCUCUGAGGUCCAUGCAGGGCUUUCCAUUUUAUGAUAAACCUAUGCGAAUUCAGUAUGCCAAGCAAGACUCGGACAUUAUUGCCAAGAUGAAGGGCACAUAUGUGGAGCGUGAUCGCAAAAAGGAGAAAAAGAAGCCUAAAACUGCAGAAUCAGGAGGGUCGAAGAAGGCUGCUGCUGCUGCUCCGGGCAUGGCUGGAGUUCCUGGCGCUAUUCCUGGAAUGCCUCCUAUGAGUCAAGCUCCUCGUUUGAUGCCAAUGCCUGGUCAGCCUCCUUAUAUGCCACCUCCUGGUAUGAUGCCACCCCCUGGUAUGGGCCCUGGACAGAUGCCACCAGGUCAGAUGAUGCCUGGGCAAAUGCCUGGACAGAUGCCUCAGCAGGUCUCGGAGAACCCGCCUAAUCACAUCCUGUUCCUCACCAACUUGCCAGAAGAGACCAAUGAGCUCAUGCUGUCCAUGCUGUUUAACCAGUUCCCAGGGUUCAAAGAGGUGCGUCUUGUUCCAGGCCGGCACGACAUCGCCUUUGUGGAGUUUGACAAUGAAGUGCAAGCUGGUGCAGCCAGAGAAGCGUUACAGGGCUUCAAGAUCACGCAGACUAACGCUAUGAAGAUCUCGUUUGCCAAGAAAUAACCAACCUCUUACAUUAUGUAUGCAUUUCCAAAGGAAAAUCUAUAGAAGAGUGUCCUGCUCACUACAUCCUUCUAAAGUUAUCUUUGAGGGCAAGGUAAAUCUGGUAAUGUAUGAUGGACAUGUUCGUUAUCUGUGAGUGUACAAGAUGGACAUUAUUUUAUAUAACGUGGUCAGGUUUUUUUUUUUUUUUUUUUUUUUAAAUCCCUUUCUGAAGAGGAUGAGCCUGGUGAUUGUAAGUAGUUUGCUUUUUUUUUAUUUUAUUUUUUUUAUAUAUACCCUCUCCUUGACUUUUUUGUUGAAAAGCAUUGCACCCAGGGUCUGGUCACCCAGACAUUGUACCUGGAGCUUUCUUACUUGAAAUAAAACGUUUUUUUAAACAAG
Messenger RNA from Clarias gariepinus (North African catfish), 1299 nucleotides. RefSeq names its product small nuclear ribonucleoprotein polypeptide A (gene snrpa). The record is from RefSeq and is a predicted model, not a curated record. Gene Ontology annotation, cellular component: U1 snRNP. Gene Ontology annotation, molecular function: U1 snRNA binding. Gene Ontology annotation, biological process: mRNA splicing, via spliceosome. Bases 91 to 918 code for a protein of 275 amino acids. Lineage: Eukaryota; Metazoa; Chordata; Actinopteri; Siluriformes; Clariidae. The transcript is spliced from 7 exons.